This is a messenger RNA of Diachasma alloeum, 3196 nucleotides long. RefSeq names its product guanine nucleotide exchange factor for Rab-3A. NCBI's taxonomy places the organism in Eukaryota, Metazoa, Arthropoda, Insecta, Hymenoptera, Braconidae. Gene Ontology annotation, biological process: exocytosis. Gene Ontology annotation, cellular component: Golgi to plasma membrane transport vesicle. Bases 642 to 2453 code for a protein of 603 amino acids. The record is from RefSeq and is a predicted model, not a curated record. Gene Ontology annotation, molecular function: guanyl-nucleotide exchange factor activity. The transcript has 6 exons.
UCUCGAUUCACAUAAAACAUUCCGUGGAAUGUGUACACAGUUGUGAUCAGCGCGUAUGUGUGAGAGUUCACUGUACAUAGCUACACGAAGCUAUGCGUAGUAUAUAUCAAUCGUAACAUUCCGUGUAGCCGUAGAACGCUGUCCCGGAGUCGGGCGGUCUCAGGUCUCAGUCGGUGACUCGAUUGGCCUCGGACAACUCGGUGCUACACCUACUGCGAUAUUUUAUUAUAUUUUUUUUUAUCUUCUGACUGAAGACAAAUCCCAGUCGGGCAGGGGGUGGACUGCAGUCGGGUUUCUCACGUUGCACCGGAGCGCUGUUAAAUCGCAACAGUUGUGCAAAGUUCGGCCGAAAUAAUAUCAUUUUUUUGGUGAAUCGAAUGCAAUCGGGCGACCGUCAACUUAUAAUAGAAAACGAGCACGCACGAGAGAGAGAGAGAAAGAGAGAGUGUUCAUAAGUGUCUUAUAAUCUCGCAUUCUGGUCCGGAGGAGGCGAGUGUGUAAAUAUAGAGGAUGAUCAUGCCUGGCACGAGAAUUGCCUCUGACAACGCGAAAAAAACGUGAAUGCAGAACGGGAAAUCUUCAGUCAGCAAAGUGGAUAGAAAAGAAUGAUAUAUUAACGAGAAAAUAGAAAAGGGGAAAAAAUGAAAGCGGUGGAACAACAGCAACCCAAUUCCAUGGACUCGAGUGAUUCAGUGACUGCUGGCAGUGAGUAUGCGUACCGUCCUCUUACAACGAAACACAGACGUGCCGGAAGUACCGGCACUACAGGCGAUGAGGAGUACACCACUGAUGAGGAUGAGCUGUAUCCCGAUGAGGCUGAUUGCACUGGAAUUUCUCAUCAUCAGCCUAAUCCCAUUUUAAAGUCUGAUCUUGCACGUGCUGCCACGGAUUUGUUUGGAUACUCGACGAAAGGAGAGGAUGAGGAGCCUACCAGUUUGUUUGAUGAGGAUGAGGGGAAUAUUCGUCCGCACAGUUCUCACAACGGGUCUUCGGCCCAUUUCAUGUACAACGAAAAGCCAUUCUGUCCGACGAGUUCUCACUCACCUUCAGAAGACCCCAAAAAGCCCAUCAAUCUCCGUAAAAAUGAGGACACAGAUAAGCGCAACGAAGUGCUCAAUAACGACCCAAAAGUCUGUGACUUCAUCCGCAUAAGCAGACCCUUAUCACUACCUCUGACAAGCCAGAACUUAUCAGAACCAGUUACAACGAUGCCGACCACCUACGAGACAAUCCCCACGAGCCUCGGAAGUACAAAGGCCCCAGUGGAUAGCGAGUCAACUCUAACACCUGCCGAACGCAACUGGGAGAAGACAGUUGCCGAGGUGAAGGAGCAUGCGAUAACGAAACUCCAAGAGGAACUCAAGAAAGCCCAUGAGGAGCUGAAGCUCAAGGACGAGGAGGUGACGAGAUUGUUACGAUUCAGGCAAGACGUCGAGACUGAAUUGGAGGAGCUCACAGCGAGUCUCUUCCAAGAGGCCCACAAUAUGGUGAGGGAGGCCAACAUGCGUCAGGCAACUGCUGAGAGACUACUCGAAGAGAGUCGAAUGAAGGUCGAAGUCCUCGCGGCUGAAGUUGUUGCUCUCAAAACUCUGGUUUUGACUUCAACUCCAGCACAACCGAAUCCUCAUCUUCAUCCGCAGAUCGAUAGCAGGUGCGCCGUCAGGUGCAAAUCCACUAGCUCCGCCGAUGACGCUGGUGGCAGUGGUGGAAUCUUCGCGAAGAAGCACCGAAGAUCGCCCUCCCACAUGAAUCUCAAGUACGGGAGGGAGAACUCCCCUCCGGACUCGCCCGUCAAGGAGCAGAAGCCCAUUUUUUCGGCAUCUGCACACCACGAGGUGCACUGCAAUGACAAUUCCCUCGGGUGUAGACAGUUUCGGGAGAGGGGGGAUGUCAAAGAGCCUCGGGAUUCCGAGAGGGAUGAGAGGGACCAAGGGGGUGAGGGCGAUCGUGUCACGAGCAAGGACGGCCAGGUUGACCUGGGAAUGGAGAUCGAUCCUCGUCUGCAGGCCGAGUUCCUGACCUGGAAGGCCAAUCCUUGCUUGAGUCAGAGCGAUGCAUUUGUUGGGAGGGUCUUCAGGGAGGAUAUCGAUCUGUGUCUGGACUUUCCGAAUUCAGCGCUCGGGGUGAGGGUGCGGGAGGCUGUUCUCGGUGGGGUUAUUUUCAUCGAGGCGAUCAGUGACAAGGUCAAGCAGGGAUUUCCACAGGAUUGUGCACUGCUGGAGGUGACGAGACAGUGCCAGCACAGAAUGAGGCUUGGGGAUCACGAGAACCAGUGGCACACGAUAUCGCAGGUCUGCAGGAAUCGGAUAACCGCAGUUUGUGAUUUCCUCAAUUAUCUUCGCUACGUCGAGCGUGGUCUCGUCAAAAGUUCAGUGCAAGACGUCUACUGGGAAAUAGCACGAUUACGAAAGGAGAUGGUGCUUGCUCGACUCGGUCUCUCUCUGUCUUCAUAACUUCCAUAUUUUCUAGUCUCGAAUAAACAAGAUGGGCCGACACAACUCCCAUCACCGUUCAUAGAAUUAAUAUCGAACUAUAAUGAGAAGCUCUCAAACUGUACAAUAGUGCAAUUUAAUCUAGUUGGGAUGGAGAUCUGACAGGAUAACGUUCAUGUGUAAAAAUAAUAUUAACUAAUUUUAGGCUGUGAAUAAAUGAGGAUGUGAAAAAUAUGAGAUUAUGAAUGCAAACUACGUAUAGUGACUAAAUGAUACAUUAUAUUGCUUUAAAAAAAUUUUCACUUUAUUUUUAAUUGUCGUUUUUAUCAUUGUUGUAUUUAAGAUCUUUACCAAGACGAAGGCAAGAUCUGUUCGCAAUUAAUAACAAAAAUUCAUACUAUCAUAACAACAUCUCCAUCUAUUCUGUCAAUUCAUUCAGACUGUAAACACUUAUUUUCAAUUACUCUAUUGUCUUCCAUAUUUAAUAAUAAUCAGACAUGUAACAGUUCUUCCAUUCGCAGAAUCACUACCACUUUCACAAAUUUCUGAAAUAAUUAACGAAUUAAAUUAACUAAAGAGUCGACAGCGAAUUAAUAAUUUAGUAAUCCUCCUUUAUUUACGAUUAACGAUGAUUAUCAACUGUUGGUGUAAGUUCCCCCAGUGCAAUGUAUCAUAAAAAUCCCCAUGAUGAAGGACUGGUGAUUAUUUUUGUAUUGUCAAGAAAAUUGUACAGUGACAAAUAAAUAUAUGAGUAAGACCAUUCA